ACAUCAUUUAGUGAACGUUUUUCCCCCGUCUACGCAUCAACAGAGCAAGAGAUUCUGAUUUGUUCCUCAAGCCCUUCACAUUUUCAAAACCGCCUCCAAUUCAGUUCUUUGCCAAUUAAAAAUCAUGAAAGUCUCACCAGAGAAUCGCUCCACAAUAUUCAUAUUAAUUGGUGUGACCUCCGGGUUUGUGAUUGGAGUAAUCCUGAAAAACCUGACCCCUCAGCCCUGGACGGAUCGUCAGCUUAUAUAUUUCCAGUUCCCGGGGGAGUUAUUUCUCAGAGGUGUCAAUUGCGUUAUUCUUCCGCUGAUUGUUUCGAGCAUUGUGAGUGCCACUUGUCGUGUGAGUACCUCCGGAAGUAUUGGGAUUAAGGCCUUGAUGUACUAUCUGACAACGACAGCACUGGGAAUAACUCUGUGCGUUCUACUUGCUGUGACAAUUCGACCUGGAGAAUUCCAUAAAAUUGAGAAUAGUGGAGGUUUUAAUUAUUCGAGGCAUUUCGUGACGACAGACACUUUUUUGGAUUUGCUAAGGAAUCUUGUGACAGAUAAUUUAGUAGCAUCCUGUCUCUAUCAAUACCAAACUAUUCUGAUAAACCUCGAAGAUGGAACGGAUAACUCAACUUCAGGUGACCUUUACUCCUGGAUAAUUUCGCACAAAAACAUUCCGGGUACGAACGUUCUGGGGCUCGUAGCAUUCAGUUUACUUUUGGGAGUCGCCGUCGGUGAAUUAAAAGAACAGGGAAAACCGCUGUUGGAUUUUUUCAAUGCAGUCUCCGAGGUCAGCAUGAUGGUGAUGGACUCCUUAAUCUCGAUCGUCCCGAUAGGAGUUCUGUUCCUGAUCCCGGGGAAAAUCCUCCAGAGUGAAGACGUCGGGGCGAUGAUAUCCAGAUUGGGAGUUUACGUUGCCACCGUCUUUCUCGGAUUAUUGAUUCAUGGACUGAUUGUUCUUCCGGUUUUUUAUUUCAUCUGUACGCGCAAGUCGCCGUUCAAUGUUUUAUUAAAAAUUGGACCCGCGAUUGUUACGGCCAUUGGAACAUCAUCUAGUACAGCGACAGUUCCUGUGACUCUCAAAUGCCUGGACGACCUCAACGUCAACCAGAAGGUCUCGAGGUUCAUGGUUCCAAUCGGCGCAACGAUUAACAUGGAUGGAAUCGCUUUGUACGAGACGAUAGGAGCAAUAUUCAUCAUCCAACUGCGAGGUCUGGAGUUCUCUCUGACUGGAAUCAUCGCGAUAGCGAUAACUUGCACUGUCUCCUGCAUCGGAGCUGCUGGACUUCCCAACGGAGGCUACGUCAUGUUAAUUGUGGUCCUGCAAUCCCUAGGAAUCCCCGCGGAGGACGUGACUUUGAUCAUCACAAUCGACAGUUUAGUCGAUAGAGUUCGAACGACUGUGAACAUAAUAGCGGACGCUCUCGGUGCAUCUCUCGUGUCUCACUUCACGAAGCCCGACGAAGAUAUUCAUGACGAAUUUGAAAUUGAACCUUUGUCUCUCGAAAAUACCAAAUUGUGAAGAAAGCAGUCACCAUUCUAUCCAAUAAAAGAGGAAUAGAGCUGCGUAUUUCCCUUGAAUGUGGACUUCUUAAAACGAUUUGAAAUUAUUUAACACAGCACGCAACACAGACAAUUGAAAACCAAUUUUGCGUAAUACAAUUUUUUCAUUCGGAAAAAAAAUUAAGGUCCUAAAUCCACAUAUUCUCCGCUCCUAAUAACAAUUGAAAUAAGACUGACAAUAAUUCCUGAUGUCUUGAAUGAAUUAAACGAGAAAUGAAACUUAAAUUCGCAAAUUCAUUGUUAAACUUAAUUCCUCAGAUUGGAAAAUUAUCCCGCC
Diachasmimorpha longicaudata is the source of this 1828-nucleotide messenger RNA. RefSeq names its product excitatory amino acid transporter 3-like. The coding region runs from base 125 to 1510 and encodes 461 amino acids. Gene Ontology annotation, biological process: L-glutamate transmembrane transport. The transcript is spliced from 7 exons. Gene Ontology annotation, molecular function: glutamate:sodium symporter activity; neutral L-amino acid transmembrane transporter activity; L-glutamate transmembrane transporter activity. Gene Ontology annotation, cellular component: plasma membrane. The record is from RefSeq and is a predicted model, not a curated record. NCBI's taxonomy places the organism in Eukaryota, Metazoa, Arthropoda, Insecta, Hymenoptera, Braconidae.